Daphnia pulicaria is the source of this 1575-nucleotide messenger RNA. Its product is annotated as cell division control protein 6 homolog. Gene Ontology annotation, biological process: DNA replication initiation; mitotic DNA replication checkpoint signaling; cell division. The record is from RefSeq and is a predicted model, not a curated record. NCBI's taxonomy places the organism in Eukaryota, Metazoa, Arthropoda, Branchiopoda, Diplostraca, Daphniidae. Bases 147 to 1409 code for a protein of 420 amino acids. Gene Ontology annotation, molecular function: ATP hydrolysis activity; DNA replication origin binding. The transcript has 5 exons. Gene Ontology annotation, cellular component: nucleus.
UUUUCAUGCUGCUGUUUAGUUAGUUCGAAUCUGUCUUCGGAAGUCAAACUAUAUGUUGAGUUGGUAUUCGUGUUGCUAAAUCGACUUUAACCACUGAAGUGUCAAGUCUAUCAUUGAACUUAAACUGCUUGCAUACUCCAGCAAAAAUGAAAUUACAGAAUCCCAAUGGUGAUUUAACAGUUACAAGCAAUUUCACAAAAGCACGCCAAGCCCUUCAUACAUCAACACCUGGCAACAUUUUCUGCAGGGAUAAGGAGCUUGAUGUUAUUGAAACAUUUCUUCAGAAUCAUAUUGACAAUGGUACAUCUGGGAGCAUGUACAUAUCUGGACGACCAGGAACAGGCAAAACCGCAUGUGUCACUUAUAUCUUAGCCAAUAGGACUUUUUCUGGCAAAUUCAAAUCCAUUUUCAUCAACUGUAUGCUACUGCACACCCCUUCCUCUGUAUUUCAACAAGUUGCUCAGCAGUUGGACCCAGAGUGGAACACAACUGCCAAAGAAGCCUUGUCUUAUCUAGAAGACAGACUUACAGAGAGUGGGCCUAUGAUUGUUCUGGUUUUAGAUGAAAUUGAUCAAAUGUCAACGAGAGACCAGUCAGUUCUGUACGCCCUCUUUGAACUACCGGCAUUGACAAAUUCUCGUCUUAUUUUGAUUGGCUUGGCCAAUGCUUUGGACUUGACUGACCGAUCCCUGAUUCGACUUCAAAGCCGCGUACAUUUCAAGCCCGUCCUUCUCAAUUUCUCGCCUUAUUCAAAACAAGAAAUUGCAACCAUUGUGAGCCAGCGUAUCCAAGAAGCUGUCGGUGAAGAUGUAGGCAAUGUGAUAGCCCCCUCAGCCCUGCAGUAUUUGGGCGGGAAGAUAUCUUCUACGUCAGGUGACUUGCGCAAAGCUAUUGACAUCUGUAGACGAGCAGUCGAAUUGGCUGAAACCGGCGCCAAGAAGCAGUCAGUGUUGGCAACGAAUUCAGAACUUCAAACUAGCCAAUCGGUGCAGACCAACAAAUGCGUCAGCAUUCCUAUUCUGUGCAAGAUGAUGGCUUCAGUUGAAAGUAAUGCAUUUUCUGUUGGGAACAGCGACGAUGUGGACGAAACUCCUCUCCAGCAAAAGCUCAUUAUUGUGACACUUCUCGUGCUAGUCAAAUUCGGAAAGUCGAAGCAAGUGACUCUGGGUAAACUGCAUCAGUCAUACAGCAAAGUCUGUUCCAAAUACGGUAUGACUACAAUAGACUUUGACGAAUUUUCGCAUACUUGCUCUCUGGUCGAGAGCCGAGGUAUCGUGACCCUGAAGAAAAAGAGUAAUCCCCGUCUGGCGCCAAUCUGUCUACGACUUGAUGAGCGUGAAGUGGAGUCGACACUGAAGGACAAGACCCUCUUAUCUUCAAUCCUUGCCCAAGGAUCUUUAUUCGUUUAACUUGCACUGUCAAUAAUUUUAAUCUCAUGUCUGCCAAAUUUUACGAGUAGUGAAGGUAAACGAACCUCACUUGAAACUAUUCAAUUCAUUUUUAUCUCAAGUACAAUGACUACAUGUUUGUGAAAUGUGUGAUAUUUUGAAUUAAACUAAUGCUUGCUUAGCACUA